Molecule: messenger RNA, 1230 nt
Organism: Fonsecaea nubica
Lineage: Eukaryota; Fungi; Ascomycota; Eurotiomycetes; Chaetothyriales; Herpotrichiellaceae
Exons: 3
Coding region: 1-1230 (409 amino acids)
Source: RefSeq, a predicted model, not a curated record
AUGGCAGAAAGACUUGAGAUUCCUCUCCUGCUAGAAGAAAAGUUGAACAGUUCCGGACCCGACGACACUUCCACCGAAGUCACACCGCACUCACACGUCAUUUCAGGUGGCCGGAUUGCAGCGACAUAUACGUUCGCAGAUAUGGGGGAGCUGAAUUACCACUCCGCCGUUUCGUACACAACUGUCAACACCGACACCGCUGAGGCCGUGCGAGCUGCUGAUGCGACGGUAUUGGAAAAGCUACAGGAAGCCAUCCGACCCGAACUCGAAUGUCAGCAUUUGUUUCCUGAUCUCCUGGUGGCGAGGAAGGCCCUUGCCGCACAGGAAGACAUGGUUGAUGAAGAGACCCAACUACCACUCUUCCCGUGCACGUUGGUAUAUCCCCAGAUGCCGACGUUUCUGCAUAUUUUCGAACCACGAUACAGGUUAAUGGUCAGGCGCGUCCUCGAAAACGGCACGCGCAAGUUUGGAAUGUUGGCAUACAAGCCACACAGCGAAUAUCAUCAAGGCGGCCCUCAUUGGCAGGAGUAUGGGACAGUCUUGUUCGUCGAACGAGUCGAAAUGUUGGCCGAUGGUCGGAGUCUCCUAGAAACAAGAGGCUUGUAUAAAUUUCGGGUCGUCGAAACCGGGAUGGUCGACGGCUAUCUCACUGGUCGAAUUCAACGCUUUGAUGACAUCAGCGUGCACGAGGAGGAGGCGAUAGAGGCCCGGGAGACGGGUGUGCCAACACAGCCAGAGGAUGAUGACCUUGUGCGACUCCUUCACUCGUCGACACAGCAACUCUUAGAGUACGGUUUAGAAUUUGUUCGUCAAGCACAAGCACGUUCAGCACGAUGGCUACACCAAAGGGUCCUUGCCGCUUACGGACAACCACCAGAAGAUGCUGCCACGUUCCCUUACUGGCUCGCAAGCGUUCUACCGAUAGCAGAGACGGAGAAGUAUGCCCUGCUGCCGGCUGCGGGCGUGAGGGAACGCUUGAAAAUUACGGCCGAAUGGAUAUACCGACUUGAGCAAGCGCGGUGUAAGUACGAAGCAGAGCUAGCUGCGAAAGUGCGAGAGCAGCAAGACCGACAUCAGCAGGAAACUCGUGAUGCUAUCGCACCUACUCCGCCCGCGCAGCUCGAGCCUCGCUCUGUGACCACACGAGGGCCUGAGCUUGCCGAGCCUGAAGCACAUGAGCUCGAGACUUCCGGGGCUGAAGCUGAAUCAACUGAGCUCCCUGAAAGUUAA